Molecule: messenger RNA, 345 nt
Organism: Trichomonas vaginalis G3
Lineage: Eukaryota; Parabasalia; Trichomonadida; Trichomonadidae
Product: SLEI family protein family
Exons: 1
Coding region: 1-345 (114 amino acids)
Source: RefSeq, a predicted model, not a curated record
AUGCUUCCUCUCUUCUUCAAAGUACUUCCUCUCUUCAUCAAGAUGCUUCCUCUCUUCAUCAAGUGCUUCCUCUCUUCAUCAAGGUGCUUCCUCUCUUCAUCAAGAUGCUUCCUCUUCUUCAAAGUACUUCCUCUCUUCAUCAAGUGCUUCCUCUCUUCAUCAAGUGCUUCCUCUCUUCAUCAAGUGCUUCCUCUCUUCAUCAAGAUGCUUCCUCUCUUCAACAAAGUGCUUCCUCUCUUCAUCAAGGUGCUUCCUCUCUUCAUCAAGAUGCUUCCUCUCUUCAACAAAGUGCUUCCUCUCUUCAACAAAGUGCUUCCUCUCUUGAUCAAGUGCUUCCUCUCUUGA